Messenger RNA from Danaus plexippus (monarch butterfly), 470 nucleotides. Its product is annotated as venom serine protease inhibitor-like. The coding region runs from base 78 to 353 and encodes 91 amino acids. The record is from RefSeq and is a predicted model, not a curated record. Lineage: Eukaryota; Metazoa; Arthropoda; Insecta; Lepidoptera; Nymphalidae. The transcript is spliced from 3 exons.
UGUACCAUUAAAUCCGCUAUAAAUAUUCGCUUAAGAGUAUUGAAGACCAUUAUUGAGAUAUUCUUUGAAACGGCAAGAUGAAUUAUUUAAGUAUUUGCUGCGUUUUAUUCGCAUUGUUUUUAUCCUAUGUAUGUGCUGUACCUCCGGCCAGAAAACCAUUGGAUUGUCCAGCAAAUGAAAUAUAUAAAGAAUGUUCUCUAGAAGUUUGUUACAAAACUUGUGAACACCUCAAAAACCCUCCGCCAUGUCCAUCGAUUGCUGCCGGUUGUUAUUUACCGUCGUGCGAAUGCAAAGAUGAUUACUUGAGAAAUGAAAACGGUGUUUGCGUACCAUACAAGGAAUGCUCAAUUUGAUGGACAACUGCAUAUGAAACUUGCGACGGAUAUUGGACCGAGGAAAGAAACCUUCAUUCAUAAAUAUCUCUAUUCUCUAUGUAUUGAAAUUGUAAUAAAGAAGUUAUCUUAAAAUUA